This is a messenger RNA of Paramecium tetraurelia, 948 nucleotides long. RefSeq lists its product as uncharacterized. Gene Ontology annotation, cellular component: mitochondrion. The record is from RefSeq and is a predicted model, not a curated record. Lineage: Eukaryota; Ciliophora; Oligohymenophorea; Peniculida; Parameciidae. The transcript is spliced from 3 exons.
AUGAUUAAAUUGCGGUAACUAUUUCGUUUCUCAAAGAUUCAAAAUAAAAGUUCAAUUGAUGGAAUCAUUGAAUAAAGAAGAACAAUUAAUCGAUAAUUUUCAAAGGAAGAAUUACAAGGCAGAGAUUUAUAAAUAUUUUGGCAUAGUCCUUAAACAGAUAUUGUAAUUUAACUUGUACUCUAUAUGAGACAUGAUUGUCAUCUUUGUUAAAAAGCCUUCUCUAUAUUGAAUUAUUACAAUAUCAGUUUUGAUAAAGUCGAAAAUAUGUUGUUUUUAGAUUUCGCAAAGAAAGCAAAGGUAAUUACUCUUGAGAAAUGGGAAUGGCCAGUCUUGAAAGUAAAUGUCUCUCUAGAUUCAACAUAAUUCGUAACAGGCCCAGAAAACAUUGUUUCUUUUCUGAUAAACAAAGAAUUAAUCUUGAAUCCUAGUCACAUGACCAAUACAAUAGCUGCCCAAUAAGGAAUUGAGUGCGUCAUGCAGAAAAUUAAAAAACCAUUAGACUUGAUCUUCUUAAAUCCCAUGCUAACAUGGCAAAACCUUUUCAAAUCAAGUCCAGAUUCCUAUGCUAAAGAUUCUAAGAAUUAUUUACUCAUUAAUUAUAUGUUAAAGGUUGGAUAUAGAGCAUUUACCUAAAGUACAAGAAACAUUUACUAAAUGAUAAGAUAAAAGGAAGCCUAUUUUAAAGCUUAAACAGAACUACUUGAAGGUUUGAAUGAAUGGAUUUAAAGGUUAAAUGGAUAACAGUUUCAUGGAGGAUAGAAACCAGAUGAAGCAGAUUUUGAAUUAUUUGGUGUAAUAAUGAGCAGAUACAAUAGCAAUUCCUUUAAGAAAUUUAUAGAAAACAAAGCGCCAUUUAAAUUCUAUUAAUGGGUGUUAAGAAUGUAGCAAUCAUGUAGAUAUGAUUAAAACCGCUUUUAUGCAAACACUGAUACAAAUGUUAUGGAAUGA